AUGUCAAGUUCCCCCAUAGACGAAUCUAACGACUCUAAAUGUCCCGUAGACCACAAUUCAAGAGAAGUUUGGUUAAAGCAUGCUGCUAUGAAACAACAACAACAAGAACAAGAGCAACAACAAGAGUCUAAAUGUCCAGUUGACCAUGAAUCAAGAGAGGUUUGGUUGAGUCAGGCGAAACAGGAUGUGGAAUGCUCAUCAGAACAAUUGGCAGCUACUCCAGAAUAUCAUACAAACGUUGCAUUGCCAGAAAAUCGUCAAAUUUCAUCAAUUCCCAGAACAGGAUCAGAAGCCAACUGGAUCUAUCCCUCUCAGAAGCAGUUUUACGAAGCCAUGUUAAGGAAAAACUGGGAUCCUCAUGCUCAAGACAUGCAAACUGUGGUGCCACUGCAUAAUUCGGUCAAUGAAAGAGUUUGGAAUUAUAUCAAAUUCUGGGAAAAGGACCAAGGUGGUGAAUCAUGUGGGGGAAUUCAGUUGACUAGUUUUAAAGGUGAUUCUAAGAAACUGACACCAAGAGCAUGGCUUAGAAGUCAAUUCCUGGGAUUCUCUAAACCAUUUGAUAGACACGAUUGGUCUAUCAAUCGCUGUGGUAAAAGCAUCGACUACGUUAUUGACUUCUACAGCGAUGAUGAUCAAGAGAAGGGCCCGCAGAUCUACUUGGAUGUACGUCCCAAACUAAACAGUGUGGAGGGGAUUAGAUUAAGAAUGCUUAAAUCGUUGGGAUUUUAA
This is a messenger RNA of Zygosaccharomyces rouxii, 729 nucleotides long. It is a transcript of the gene CYT2, whose product is annotated as cytochrome c1 heme lyase CYT2. Gene Ontology annotation, molecular function: holocytochrome-c synthase activity. Gene Ontology annotation, cellular component: mitochondrion. The transcript has a single exon. Gene Ontology annotation, biological process: cytochrome c-heme linkage. NCBI's taxonomy places the organism in Eukaryota, Fungi, Ascomycota, Saccharomycetes, Saccharomycetales, Saccharomycetaceae. The coding region runs from base 1 to 729 and encodes 242 amino acids. The record is from RefSeq and is a predicted model, not a curated record.